AUGGUGCAGUACAGAGAGGUGCAGUACAGUCAGAGAGGUGAGGACAGAGAGGUGCAGUACAGAGAGGUGCAGUACAGAGAGGUGCAGUACAGUACAGAGGUGCAGUACAGAGAGGUGCAGUACAGAGAGGUGCAGUACAGAGAGGUUGCGUUCCACUGCAACCGCUGCCGCAUGAUCGGAGGAAGGGCCGUACGCGCUCUCCAGCUCCUGUAA
Molecule: messenger RNA, 213 nt
Organism: Knipowitschia caucasica
Lineage: Eukaryota; Metazoa; Chordata; Actinopteri; Gobiiformes; Gobiidae
Source: the annotation of a GenBank genome assembly